Messenger RNA from Striga asiatica, 558 nucleotides. NCBI's taxonomy places the organism in Eukaryota, Viridiplantae, Streptophyta, Magnoliopsida, Lamiales, Orobanchaceae. The record is from the annotation of a GenBank genome assembly.
AUGUCUCUAAGCAAUCUAAGCAAGCUCCAAAUCCUCGAUAUCUUAUCGGUAAAUUCGAGCUUCAUCCAAGUGUUCGUCUUAGUCGUGUGCUUGAUUGAAUUCCUCGUUUUUUUCGACAAGAAGAAGUUCGCCGGAUUUUUCUUGGGGUUCUAUUCUCUGCUUCUCACCCCAGUUCAAGAUUCCGUUUUAUCGAGUCGAGGAGGAAAGACAAACCCCGUGCAGGAAGAGAAAUGCCACGUCAGCAGGGGAGAUUUGUCGGUUGUCUUGACGAGCUUACGUCUUUCUUGCGAGGAUAUUCCGGCCAGGCUGGACGUGGACGGCAUUUUCGAGAUGUUUGAGGGCAAAAGCGUCUUUUCGGGUGAGGUAAAGGAGGCUUUCGAUGUGUUUGAUGAGAAUGGAGAUGGGUUUAUUGAUGCAGGGGAGUUGGGGAAGGUUUUGUGUGCUUUGGGGUUUGGGGAGGGAUUGGAUGUGGAGAGGUGUAGGAGAAUGAUUGGCGCCUUUGAUGAGAAUGGAGAUGGGAUGAUAGAUUUUGGUGAAUUUGUGAAACUCAUGGGAUAG